UAAUUUGUCUUUCAUGCUCCCGACCAUAACAUAGAUGCAAUACAGUGCUAGAUAGAAACAUUAAUGCUUUUUAGCAAUCCACAAUCUAUCUAUAUGACAUGAAAUCUCAUAAAUAUAUAUAGUCUUUCUCUUUCAUUCCUUCUCCAUCCAUCUAUCUAAUUCUAUAGUGAAAACACUUUCAUGGAGUCCAAUAUACUUUUUUUUGUACUUCUCUUCGGUUUCACUUCAUUGAUUUUCAUCUCACACUUUGCUUCAGCAGCUACACUAAAGCUCAACACUCAAGAGGUGAAGGCAUUGAAGGAGAUAGGGAACAAGAUUGGGAAGAAAGAUUGGGAUUUUGGAGUUGACCCCUGCAGUGGAAAAGGAAAAUGGAAUGUUUCUGAUAGUAGAAAAGGCUUUGAGAGUGCUGUGAUUUGUAAUUGUUCAUUCAACCACAAUUCUUCUUGCCAUGUUGUAAGCAUAUUCUUGAAGGCUCAGAAUCUGUCUGGCACCCUUUCACCAGAGUUUUCCAAGCUUCCUCAUCUCAAAAUAUUGGACCUUAGUCGUAACAUCAUCACUGGUUCUAUCCCUCAACAAUGGGCUAAAAUGAACUUGGUUGAUUUAUCUUUCAUGGGAAACAGAUUUUCAGGGCCAUUCCCUACAGUUCUCACCAAUAUUACAACCCUCAAAAACUUAAGUAUUGAAGGAAAUCAAUUUUCAGGCUUUAUUCCUGAAGACAUAGGGAAGCUGAUCAACUUAGAAAAACUCGUUCUGCAAUCAAAUAGAUUCACCGGAGCAUUGCCGUCUGCGUUUUCCAAGUUGACCAAGUUGAAUGAUUUGAGGAUAAGUGACAAUGACUUCUCUGGGAAGAUACCUGAUUUCAUUAGUAAAUGGACAUUGAUAGAAAAACUGCACAUUGAAGGUUGCUCUCUAGAGGGACCUAUACCUUCCAGCAUAUCUGCAUUGACAGUAUUGAGUGAUUUGAGGAUAACUGACUUGAGAGGCAGUAGAAGUUCUACUUUUCCACCACUAAGUAAUAUGAAAUCCAUGAAGACACUUGUUCUGAGAAAAUGUUUGAUUAAAGGAGAGAUUCCAGAAUAUAUUGGUGAAAUGGCAAAACUGAAAGUCUUAGAUUUGAGUUUCAAUAGCUUGAGUGGAAAGAUACCUGAAUCUUUUCGUGACCUUGACAAAGUGGACUUCAUGUAUCUUACUAGGAACAACUUAUCAGGAACUAUACCGGAUUGGGUCCUUAAAAAUAACAAAAAUAUUGAUGUAUCUUACAAUAACUUUGAAUGGGAAAGCUCAAGUCCAACUGAAUGUCAACGAGGGAGUGUAAACCUUGUCGAGAGCUACUCUUUAUCUGCGACAAAGAAAAGUAACAUUCAUUCAUGCCUAAAAAGAAACUUCCCAUGCACGUCGAAGAAUCCACGACAUUACUCCCUACGCAUUAACUGCGGAGGUAAUGAAGCAAAUGUUAGUGGUAAUAUUUAUACAGCUGACAUAGAACGAAAAGGCGCUUCAAUGUUAUAUAUUUCUGCUGAGGAUUGGGCUCUUAGCAGCACAGGAAGCUUCAUGGACAAUGAUAUUGACUCUGAUCCCUAUAUCGUGACCAAUACUUCUAGUCUUCAGAAUGUUUCUGUGAUCAAUUCGAAACUGUAUACAACAGCUCGCGUUUCGCCCCUUUCCCUCACAUACUAUGGACUUUGUAUGAUAAAUGGAAAUUACACUGUCCAACUUCACUUUGCAGAGAUUAUUUUCAUCAAUGAUAGGUCAUUAAACAGUCUCGGGAGACGGAUAUUCGAUGUCUACAUCCAGGGGAAAUUGGUGCUGAGAGACUUUGAUAUCGAACGAGAAGCUGGUGGUGCUGAAAAGCCAAUUGUUAAAAAAUUCAAUGCUACUGUCACAGAAAAUACAUUGAAGAUUCAAUUCUACUGGGCUGGGAAAGGAACCACUGGUAUACCAACAAGAGGAGUUUAUGGUCCUUUAGUAUCUGCUAUUUCAGUGGAUCCUAAUUUUAAACCUCCAUCAGAGCAUGGAAACAGAACUCGUGUCAUACUGCUGGCAGUUGGCAUAGUUUGCGGUUUUCUAGCUGUUGUUCUUAUUAUGGUGGCUGUCAUGAGGAGGAAGGGAUUGUUAGGGGGCAAGGAUCCUGUGUAUAAAGAGCUUAGAGGUAUAGAUUUGCAGACAGGAUUGUUCACUUUAAGACAAAUAAAAGUAGCCACAAAAAACUUUGAUGCAGCAAAUAAACUUGGAGAAGGUGGCUUUGGUUCUGUUUACAAGGGGCAGCUAUCAGACGGUACAGUAAUUGCAGUAAAGCAGCUCUCAUCAAAAUCAAAGCAAGGAAACCGUGAGUUUGUGAAUGAGAUAGGAAUGAUAUCUGGACUUCAACAUCCAAAUCUUGUUAAGCUCCAUGGAUGUUGUGUGGAAGGGAACCAACUAAUUCUAAUAUACGAGUAUAUGGAAAAUAAUUGUCUAUCUCGCAUUCUUUUUGGGAAAGGAUCAGAGAGUAAAAAAAAACUGGAUUGGCUUACCAGGAAGAAAAUUUGCCUUGGUAUAGCUAAAGCUUUGGCUUAUCUUCAUGAAGAGUCAAGAAUUAAAAUCAUACAUAGGGAUAUAAAGGCAAGUAAUGUGUUGCUAGACAAGGACUUUAAUGCCAAAGUUUCAGAUUUUGGUUUAGCAAAACUUAUUGAAGAUGACAAAACGCAUGUCAGCACUCGGAUUGCAGGAACAGUUGGUUAUAUGGCUCCUGAGUAUGCAAUGCGCGGUUACUUAACCGACAAGGCAGAUGUUUAUAGCUUUGGCGUGGUUGCAUUAGAGAUUAUAAGUGGAAAGAGCAAUACAAAUUACAGGCCGGACGAUGAAUUUUUCUACCUUCUUGAUUGGGCCUAUGUUUUACAAGAGAGAGGAAAUCUUCUGGAACUAGUUGAUCCAGACAUUGGUUCAGAAUAUUCAACUGAGGAAGCCAUUGUGAUGCUAAAUGUGGCUCUUUUGUGUACUAAUGCGUCUCCUACGCUAAGGCCAACAAUGUGCCAAGCUGUAAGCAUGCUUGAAGGUUGGACCAACAUUCAGGAUCUCCUUUCGGAUCCAGGGUAUUCGGCUGCUGGUUCAAGUUCCAAACAUAAGAGCAUAAGGAGUCACUUCUGGGAGAAUCCAAGUAGAUCACAAAGCAUGUCCAUACCUACUGUUUAUACUGAUUCCUCUUCCUCACAUGUUGCAACAGAAGAGAGCAACCAUCUUGUAAAAACUAAUUCAGUUGGAUCAGACAAAUAAAGAUAGUUUUUUGGUAGUGUAAAUAAAGAUAGUUUCUUAACAUGUAUUCAUUACAAAAACUUGUGAUGAAUUGCAUACAAAAAAAGAAGAAGAGAGAAGUUAAUAUAAAGAUUUCUAUCUCA
Medicago truncatula (barrel medic) is the source of this 3371-nucleotide messenger RNA. Its product is annotated as probable LRR receptor-like serine/threonine-protein kinase At1g07650. Gene Ontology annotation, biological process: protein phosphorylation. The transcript is spliced from 24 exons. The record is from RefSeq and is a predicted model, not a curated record. Bases 181 to 3249 code for a protein of 1022 amino acids. Gene Ontology annotation, molecular function: protein binding; protein kinase activity; ATP binding. NCBI's taxonomy places the organism in Eukaryota, Viridiplantae, Streptophyta, Magnoliopsida, Fabales, Fabaceae.